CGCUCAGUAGUCCCCCGUCAAUUAGAGUGUAAAAACGUUACGCUCCACGAAAACAGAUACGGAUUCGCUAAAAACGCCAGAAAUCAUCCGUAUCCGCCGUCAUCAGACAUCCGCUCGCAGGAUACAACCAAAAUAAUACAUAUACACACAGCCGCACAACGAAAGCGAUAAAGCAAAAUACAUAGAAGGGAACUAGCCAAAAACGUGGAAGUCCCUCGUAAUUGUGGAUUUUCGAGUGCUCCGAUUGAAAAUUCGCAAGUGCAAUGUGAAAGUCAGCUUAUACGACAGCUGAAUGUGUCAGUGUGUGUGUGAGUCCCCCACAGUGAGUGAGUGAGUGAGUGAGAGUGUGUGGGUGUGCAGGAGUGUGUAAAUGUAAAUACCACGAAAAUCGCUGAACGCCGAAAAAUAAAGCACAAGGAGGAGGCGGAGGAGAGGAGAAAUCAGAAAUCAACGAGGACGAAGCAACGGUACUUGUCCAGAGGCAGAAGAAGAAGAGCAGGAGCAACAGCAACCGUGGUAAGGCCGCAGGAGCAUUCCGGAGGCACAAGGACUCGUGGCAAGGAACAGGAGCAACAGUCGCGGAGGCAACGUCGAGACGCAUGCACGCUCCAUGUUCGCCGCUGGCUGAUGGCCAAAGGACUCGGAAUCGCAAUCGGAAUCGGGACGCCAACGAACGCAGCCGUCGAACUCAACUGAAUUGAGCGCCCAAAAAGGAAAGGAGAACCCUUGGCCGCAUCAAGCAUACGCCCCAUUGCGCACACCUGUGGACAGAGUGCAGCAUGUCAACUUCAAAGCAUCACCAUUACCGGGUCGUCUGCGUGUGGCUCCUCCUCGUCCUGCUAUCAUCGUCAUCAUCAUCAUCAUCGUGGGCCAGCGGCGCAGUGAGCGCGAUUGCGGAGCCAGAGGAGGCGGCAUUCCAAGGCCACUGUGGACACAACAGCCCCUGCGAACAAUUCUGCUACGAGAUCCACGAUGGAAUGUACGAGUGCGACUGCAUCGAGGGCUACGAACUGAGCAAGAAUGGUUACGGCUGUCAAGUAAUUAACGCCACUGCCAAUGGGUUGGAUGGGCGUGGCAAGUCGGACGAGGAUGUGCUGUACCAGAAGGGCGCCUCGUUUAGCGCCAAGUUGGCCAACGACGAUGGAGGCAAGUCGAUGGCUAAGUCCUCGUUCGGCGACUCCGCCUCGCAGUCCGCAUCGCCGACGGGCAACGGAAACGGGGAGGAUGAGUCCGGAUCGGAGGGCGAUAGCUACGAUUACGGCGAACUGGAGGACAGCAGCAAUUCGGAGACGCAGGAGCAGAAGCAGCAAUCGCUGAAUCUUCAGCAGCAGCAGCAGCAGCAACAGAAAGUCAAUUCAAACGAUUACUACAUAUCAGCGGAGAGCAUCAACUUCAAUUCGGAGUCCGAGGGUCAGGAGCAGGACGUGGCCGACUUCAAGGCGGCCAGCACCAAGCCCCCGACCUCAGUGCCCCCAACUCCACGAAGGAGCACCACAAGGAGCACAACCACAAGCACAACCACCUCGACCACCAGGAGAUCCCCCGUGGCAACCUCCUCGUCGAGGGGAAGCCAGAACCAAGUGGAUGUGGAUUACAACGAUGACUACGAUAGCUACAGCUACAAGUCGGACAUGUCCGUCUACGACGAUGUCAACAAUAAUCAAUUAAACUUAAGACGCAACAGCAAAUCGCAAACAUAUCAGCAGACAAGCAAUACGAACACGGCCAAGAACCGGAGGAAGAUGACGAACCCAGACGCAACCAGCAAUAAGGUCCAAAUGCAUAUCACGAGGGAGCCAAGUCGACUUGGCAACAUAUCAGCAACGGAGCAGAUUGGAGGUGGUGCAGCCAUGGCAACAGACAGCAGCUCACCCACUUGCAAUCUUGACUGUGGCUCCGAUGGAAUCUGUGCCUUGGAGGCCACUGCCGCCAGUUCCCGAUGUCUUUGUCCCUUUGGCAAAACAGGCAUUGGCUGCCAGGAGGAUAUCCGUGCCCAUGUCCCGCGUUUCGCCAAGCGAUCCUGGCUAGCUUUUCCGGCGCUCCAUGGCGCCUACAAACACGUUCAACUGCGCAUUGAAUUCCGUCCAGAGUCCUUUGACGGCAUUAUCCUUUUGAGCGGAGAACGGGACGAUCUCACCGGUGAUUUUAUGGCUCUUUUACUGAACAAGGGCUUCGUGGAGUUCUGGUUUGAUUGUGGCUCGGGAGUGGGUAGUGUCAGAUCCCGGGAGACCAUCCUCCUCAACGAAUGGAACUCGGUCAUUAUCUACCGUCAUCGUUGGGAUGCCUGGCUGGUGCUCAACCACGGAACAAAAGUUCAGGGCAGAUCGAAUGGCUUAUUCUCACGUAUUACCUUCCGGGAACCAGUUUUCCUGGGUGGCAUAGGUAAUAUUACUGGUUUGGCUAAGCGAUUACCAUUAGCGGAAGGAUUUGCCGGCUGCAUUCGUCGUUUUGUGGCCAACGAGCAUGACUAUAAGUUUACAGAGCAUCCGCUGGGCGAUGUCAUAAAUGGUUUUGAUAUCCAGGACUGCUCGACUGAUAAGUGCGUGAGAUAUCCUUGCCAACAUGGUGGCAAGUGCCUGCCCUCGGAUCAAGGAGCCAUAUGCCUGUGUCCCAUCGGUUUUGUGGGAGAUCUGUGCGAGAUUCGAAUGGACCUGCAGGUUCCCGCAUUCAAUGGCUCCUCAUUCCUGCGCUACGCUCCCUUGGGCGACACUGCGCUCAUCUGGUUGGAGCUUAAAGUGACCCUUAAACCCGAACAGGCAGAUGGCUUAAUCCUGUACUCAGGUCCAGAGCAUCGAGGAGAUUUUAUAGCACUUUACCUAAACGAUGGCUUUGUGGAGUUUGCCUUUGAUCUAGGCAGUGGUCCGGCUUUAGUGAGGAGUGAGCAUUCUCUGAGUCUGGGUCAAUGGCACACCAUAAAGAUUUCGCGAACAGCUCGUUUAGCAGUACUGAAGGUGGAUCAGCACCAAGAGGUCAUGACCAUCUCAUCGAAUGGCUUCUGGCACUUGUCGUUGGACCAGAAUCUCUUUGUGGGCGGAGUUAACCACGUGGAUCGUCUGCCGCUGGACCUCAAGUACAAGCCCUUCUUCGUUGGCUGCAUCCAGAAGAUUGACAUCAAUGGCCACUCGCUGGGCAUUGUGGCCGAGGCCCUGGGUGGCAGCAACAUCGGCAACUGUCCUCACGCCUGUGUGGCUCGACCAUGCGGUCCUCUGGCGGAGUGUGUGCCGCAGAUGGAGAGCUACGAGUGCCGCUGCAGCAUCCACAACGAGCGCUGCAACAAGGCCGCUGAGGUGCCACUGGAGCAGCUGCCCGAGUUGAAUCUCCGCAAGUCCAAGGUCCUCGAGACGAAGGACAAUGGCGAAGGACUGAAGAAGGUGUCUGGCCUGUCUUGGCACAAGAAGCAUUCGAAGAAGCACAGGAAUUUGCAUAAGCCAACCCCUGCCGCGAGCACAAGGACCUCAGCCCCAACCUCAACAUCCACCACCUCAACCACCUCGACCACUGAAACUCCUGUGAGAACGGAGGCAGCCACAGCGGGGUCGCUGAGCAACGAGGAAAUCGAAGAUGAUAUCAUAUUCCGCUUUGUGCAGCAGCAACAGCAGCAGAAGGAGCUCAAGAGGCAGAUGUCUACCAGCACCACCUCCACCACAGCUGCUCCACCCAAACCCAAACCUCGGUUUGCCGGAAAGCACCAGGCCAGCAAGCACGAGCACCACCAGAAGCCGAACGCCGCCUUUACCCACAAACUGAGCCGCCUGCCCACCCACUACGAGAGUUUCCAGACGAACCCCGACAGCGACAUCCUUACCUUCGAGGACAACAACGACUGGGUGGCCAGUCUGCAGCAGCAGGAGUACGGCGAUGCCAUGGCGGCCAGUCAGACACCGUUGGCGGUGGAGGAUGAGAACCCUGGCAACUCCAAGUCAAGCGAGAAUAACGAGGAUGAUGCGAACGCCUUUGUGUUCGAUGAGUCACUGUUCGAUGCCUCUGACGGCACGGAGGACUAUCAGCGGAAGCAACUGGCCCAGGACAUGAAACGCAUCAUGUCCAAUUCGAAUACCCACUCCAGUCACAAGAAGGCGGAGGUGCAGUUCCCAUCGGCAUCUAACCCGAAUGAGGGUUCCGCCAACGAUGAUUCCUCUGUGUACAGCGAUGACUACAGCGAUGAUGAGCUCCUCACGCCUGUGAUGCAAGCCGGGGAGGAAGUGAAACCAGAGCAGCACUCCUCCAGCACUCCGCAAACCCACACCGAUUGGAGCCUGCUCAAAAAGUUCGACUUGUCUGCGGAGCAUCAGUCGCAGGUUCAGGGGGUUCGCAAGAACUUCGGAGCCUGUUUCGCCGGUAGUGACAGCUACUUCCAUUACAACGACGCGGACACCAUGAGCCAGGUGAUCAGCUACAGCAUCGACCUCAAUCUGCGCAUCAAAACGCACUCGGAGAACGGAGUUAUCCUCUGGACAGGACGACAGGGAACGACGGAGGAGCACGACGACUACCUUUCGCUGGGCAUCGAACAGGGUUACUUACACUUCCGCUACGAUUUGGGAUCUGGUGAGGUUGACAUCCGCUUUAAUGGCACUAAGGUCAGCGAUGGUCUGUGGCAUCGUGUGAGAGCCAUCAGAAACUCCCAAGAGGGUUAUCUAGAGGUGGAUGGAAGGAAGACAGCCACUUUGCGAGCUCCUGGCAAACUACGUCAACUCAAUACGGACACGGGCCUGUAUGUGGGUGGCAUGCCCGACGUGGGUUACUUCACGCAUCAGCGCUACUUCAGCGGAAUUGUCGGGUGCAUUUCGGAGAUCGUGCUCGCCGGCGAAAUGAAACUGAACUUCGACCCGAACACGCUGGGAACAGAGCACAAUGUGGAAACGGGCCUCCUAUGAAACGCUGCACGCACGCCUCAAGACUUUUGAUAUCGACUAGUUUAAAUGUUUAUGUUAACCACACAAAUGUCCUUCGUCGGUUUGUGUUUGUACAAAUACGCUUUUAAAACGAAAAACAAUGAGAGAAAUCGCAGAGUUAGGUGAGGAACAUUUUUUUACACCAGAAGUCGGAGAAAGAACGAACUAAAUCUAGAAGGGAAACAUACUACAUAUUAUAUACAAGCAUAUUGAGUAUAUACAAAGGCAUACAUAGAUAUAUAUAUAUUUAAAAGCAGAGGAAUGAAACCAAAUCGAAAAAAAAAACCAAGGCACGCUUCUUAUAGAGCCUGUGACUGUCAAUACUUCAGAUCGGAAUAGUUUAUAUAUAACUUUAGCAAAGGAUUUAUAUCGAAGGAGUAUGUCAUAUAGAAUAUGAAACAAGAGCGGAAAAUCUGAGUAACCAAGCUGUCCAUUUGGCGCGAUUAGCGAUUGGCGAUAAGCAAAAAUUGACGAUUAACGAAUACCAAUAGCGAUACUUUAGUGUGUGGUCGCUUUUUUUUGAAAGAACCGUUACGCUUUAAAUGCAGAGCUGCCAUCUUUUUGUACCACACACACACACAGAAAGCACAGACUCACUAACACACGGUUACGAAUGCAAAUUGGCAAUUCUUUCGUUUUCGCAUUGCUGUACCUUAAACUAUAAACUGUAAACUGUAUAACUGUACAUUCUGUACUAUUUGGCGCUUCUUGGAAGGUCCUGUCCAAAAAACGAACGAAUCAAAGACCGGAAGGCGGGAAGAUGGUUUUAGAUGAGAUGAGGAAACAAACAUAUUAAGUGGUAAGUUAAUAAAUGUGUAGCGUGUGUAAUUAGCUCAUAAGUCGGCACAAUCACACUAAUACACACUCACACACCCACAAGGUAACACGGACACAACACACGCCUGCCUAUAUUUAACUUUUAUAUCAAAAUCGUAAGAUACUAAAAAGACACCAAAGAAACUUAAUACAUAAUUUAAACUAUUAUACAACACAAACAACAAUCACAAAAAGAACAACAACUAGCUAAAGGAAACCAAACAAAAAACGAAAGCAAAGCAAUUUAACAAUCCCAUAGCGAAAUUUUUAAAUGCGAAACAACAACUAAUCCGAAUAGCCUGUUGAAAAAAGAAAACAAUUGUAAAAGAGCGAACAAAGUAAUGAUAAAUAAAAAUAACUAAGGAGGGAAACGUUUGUAUUCGUCUUAUGAGUAUAAUUUUGUAGCUUAAUGAGAUAACAACCACGUAUGUAGUUAUAUAUACAUCAUAAACACAUAUGCGUAACUAUAUAUGACUAUGAGAAACUAUAGAAACAAUGGCGUAAAAUGAAUAAAGAAAUCACAACCACCAAUCAAUGUAAAACUAAAUUAAACGACAUUCAAUGUAGCUUAUUUAUAUGACAAAUGGAAGUCGAGGCAUUGAGAUAUUUAAUUUCGUACAUUGGUUUGCAGAAAAUAAAGAUAAAAAGAUUCU
Molecule: messenger RNA, 6364 nt
Organism: Drosophila ficusphila
Lineage: Eukaryota; Metazoa; Arthropoda; Insecta; Diptera; Drosophilidae
Product: pikachurin
Exons: 15
Coding region: 780-4877 (1365 amino acids)
Molecular function (GO): calcium ion binding
Source: RefSeq, a predicted model, not a curated record